Molecule: messenger RNA, 362 nt
Organism: Rotaria sp. Silwood2
Lineage: Eukaryota; Metazoa; Rotifera; Eurotatoria; Philodinida; Philodinidae
Source: the annotation of a GenBank genome assembly
AUGGUUCAUAUGAGAUAUCUAUUCAGUUUCAUUCUCUUACGUUUUAUUUUUGCUACUCCACAAAUCAAUCUUCAUUACACAGAUUGGUUGAGUGAUAGUGGAAGUAACACUGUAUUACACUAUGAUUGCUUGCGUAUUCCUGCUUCUAAUAACGAAACAAAUAUUAAUCAUGAAGUUAUAUCUUAUUGUAUGAAUGAAUUAUCAUCAAAAUUUCAUAUCGAAAACAAUGAUAUCUUUCCAAAGUUAACUUUUGCUGAACUUGCGAAAUUGAAUAUAACCAGUCAACAAUUAUAUCUUUGGUCUGCACCGAUCGAUCUUAUUGAACGCUAUCAAUUCUAUUUAAAUGAAUUAUUAACAUCAAA